UUGGAAAUUCUUCGAACAAACUGCGUAGUUAGUAGCAAUUUCGGGGUGAGUGCUUUCUGCGAGCAUAAAUAAGUAAAAACUGAAGUUAAAGUGUAUGCUAAUCAUUAUUAUCAUCAAAAUCAUAAGACGAACAUGGUCGAAAUACGCAUAUAUUUGGACUUCGAUUUAAGGAAGACGGCGUGAAGACGAGCUAUCAGUAUAUCGCAGUUGGGAUAAACACAUCGAAAUACGUUUAAGUGCCUUGUUCGAGUUGCCAUCGCUGUAAAGAUGAUCGACAUCAGGGAGAUUCAGCCUCGUUUCGAGAGAACCGAUGUCCGAGCAUCUCGAUCUGCAUCCCCUUCGCGCCUCGUCGCGUUGGUUCCGGUCGACAAUUAUCGUCACGAUGGCACUAUGGCACCGAUCUUCGCCGAGUCGUGGUGGACGAUGACUGCCCGCCACGUUCCUGACGUAAUUCCGCCACCGCGCCGUCUCUCUUCGCGUCUUUCGUCCGGCACACGAGAUCCAAGCUCGCUGGAGGAAUGUGACGUAAGCAGUGGCAAUAGGCAGGAACGAGAAGAGAUCACCGGGUCCCCAGAACGGACACCAGGGACGGAGCCGUAGAUGAGUUCUGUCGUCCGCAUCCUCGGUAGAAGCGUUUGUGGGAUAUUAAGGCCACCUUCGAUUUUUAAAUGGAAGGCUUUCAGGGCGAGUUGAACGAUCCACAAC
Ceratina calcarata is the source of this 705-nucleotide messenger RNA. RefSeq lists its product as uncharacterized. Bases 268 to 600 code for a protein of 110 amino acids. The transcript is spliced from 7 exons. The record is from RefSeq and is a predicted model, not a curated record. Lineage: Eukaryota; Metazoa; Arthropoda; Insecta; Hymenoptera; Apidae.